This is a messenger RNA of Racocetra fulgida, 429 nucleotides long. The record is from the annotation of a GenBank genome assembly. Lineage: Eukaryota; Fungi; Glomeromycota; Glomeromycetes; Diversisporales; Gigasporaceae.
AUGAAACAAAAAUUAGAAGCAAAGAAUUAUGAGCAUAUGAAAGAGAAAAUUAGAUUAAGAGAUGAGCAUAUGGAAGAGAUAAUUAGAUUAAGAGAUAAACAUAAAGAUGAUGAAGCCGAAUUAGUUGCACGUACAGCAGAUGUGCUUAAACUUCGAAAAAUCUGUAACGUUAGAUCAGCUUUGGAGUUACGUGAACCUGCUGAUUUUUUGUUAGAGAGUUUGAACAAAGAUCCAGAAUUUAAAAAAUGCCUGGAAGAGACAUGUGAUAUGAAUAACGUACAUAUAGAAGCCGUGAAGAAAUGUAUUGGUGGCCUGUAUCAUACCCCAACAACGGAAUUUCAUGGGCAUGACAAAGUUGUAGUUUCUGCAAAAGAUUGGGCAGUAAAUGAGAUAAUUGCCUUGGAAUUCACUGAAAGUUUAAAAAUUUAA